CUGAUAGUCAAUCAGGCAACCUGCUGGCUGUUUGCUACAAUAUUCUCUGGACUGGACCUUAUGUCUUGGGCUGUUACUUCCCAGCAGGUCUCUGCAAGGUCUUUCUUGAGACUAUGGAAAGCGACUCUUGCAGAGUCCCGAGCCAGGCAGCCCCAGUGCCAGUGUUUGAGGAUAUCACAGUUUUCAGUGAAUCCCCAUGCUUUCACUAGUAGGAGACCUGUGCAUCAAGAUAGUAUGAAGGAGAGCUCCAUCUCUGCGGGCAAAGAGUUGCACACACCUGUCAUGUUAAAAGAGGUGCUUCACUGUUUGGGCCUCAAGCCAGGACAGGUUUUCCUGGACAUGACCUUUGGAGCUGGAGGUCAUACCAAGGCUAUUUUGAGUGCCGUGCCUGAUGUGAGAGUGUACACUCUAGACCGUGACCCUGCGGCUUUUCAAAUGAUGCAGCAGCUAUCUGAAGAGCACAAGAGCCAGGUCACUCCCUUGCUGGGGCGCUUCAGCGAGCUCAGGGACCUGCUAUCACAGCGCGGAGUUGGGCCGGGCUUGCUGGACGCUGUGCUACUGGACGCUGGUUGCUCAUCCAUGCAAUUUGACUGCCCGGAGAGAGGCUUCUCCCUCAGCAAAGAUGGACCCCUGGAUAUGAGAAUGGAUGGAAACAGGUACCCCGACAUGCCCAACGCUGCUGACGUGGUGAAUGCCUUAGAUCAACAGGCGCUUGCGUCCAUCCUGAGCACGUACGGGGAGGAGAGGCACGCCAAGAAAAUAGCUUCAGCGAUUGUCGAAGCACGCAGCAUCUACCCCAUCACCAGGACCCAGCAGCUGGCCGGCAUCGUGGCAGGAGCAUUUUCUGCGUCUGCUCUCUAUGCCCGGAAAGACCUGCUCCAGCGUCCGGCACACGUUGCGACCAAGACCUUUCAGGCCCUGCGUAUCUUUGUUAACGACGAGCUGAACGAGCUGUACGCAGGCCUGCAAGCUGCCGAGACUCUCCUUAAGCCCGGCGGACGGCUCUGUGUCCUCACCUUCCACUCGCUGGAGGACCGCGUGGCCAAGCGCUUCUUCCAAGGCAUCGACCAGGCCAUGGGGCCCUGCCAUAACGUCAGGGAAAAGAUCCGCCAGCGCAGAGCGCAGGCACUGGAGGACAAGGAGGACGAGGCGGUUGCGGCCACCAAGCAGGCUCGCUGGGCUUAUCUGCAGAACAGGGUGAUGACACCUCUCAUGGAGGAGGUACAGGACAACCCACGAGGACGCUCUGCAAAACUCAGGGCAGCUUGCAAGCUAUAGACCUGAGAACCUCCCAGAUGUCUGUAGAUCCACCUUCAGAAUCCUUUUCUUUUUUUUUUUUUUUUUUGUUUUGCUUUGUGUCUGACACUUUGGCAGGACCUGUGUACCCGGCAAUAUAUGAAGGCUCAAGUCAUGUGUCUUCUCUGAAACCUGCUAGGAUGAGUAGG
Messenger RNA from Megalops cyprinoides (Indo-Pacific tarpon), 1445 nucleotides. It is a transcript of the gene mettl15, whose product is annotated as methyltransferase like 15. The coding region runs from base 61 to 1278 and encodes 405 amino acids. Gene Ontology annotation, molecular function: rRNA (cytosine-N4-)-methyltransferase activity. Gene Ontology annotation, biological process: rRNA base methylation. The transcript has 6 exons. The record is from RefSeq and is a predicted model, not a curated record. Lineage: Eukaryota; Metazoa; Chordata; Actinopteri; Elopiformes; Megalopidae.